This is a messenger RNA of Austrofundulus limnaeus, 3298 nucleotides long. RefSeq names its product leucine rich repeat containing 75Bb (gene lrrc75bb). The record is from RefSeq and is a predicted model, not a curated record. NCBI's taxonomy places the organism in Eukaryota, Metazoa, Chordata, Actinopteri, Cyprinodontiformes, Rivulidae. The transcript is spliced from 4 exons. Bases 255 to 1385 code for a protein of 376 amino acids.
GGUGGGAGCACGUCACCCAGACAGCCUGCAGGCACAUUGUCACGCUGUUGCAUCUUUGAAAACUUCCACAACAAAACAAACACUCGUUUUCCUCUGCGUGUCGCCACAUCUGGGUGCAGCUUCGGUGUGAUGGUUGGGCUGCGUGGUGUCAAACCCCCGCGCACUUCUGCUGCUUCUUCUUCUACUCCUCGUACCGACAGGUCCUCUCAGGAGGAGGGAGCAUCAUCAUCAUCAUCACCACCACCACAGCCACCAUGGGCUCGAAGUUAACAAGACAGAGAAGUCUGGAUCUUGAGAGCAAAUUGACAAAAAGAAGGCGCCAGAGGCAGGAGCUGAGCGCGGAGGGCGAGAAAAGUGGCGGCAGGAGCGGCGGAGACUUCUUGUUCACCUCCCUGAUGCUCCGAUCCGACAAGCUGCCCGGGAUGCUGCGCAAAACCAGCCCGAGCCCGUACGUCAGGAGGGUGGCGUGGGUCCGCGAGAUCCAGAGGCUGCUGCGGGAGCAGAGGAUGGAGCAGGCUGGAGAAGUGCUCAAACUGCUCAGGAAGGAUCUGGGACUCCAGGGGUCGUCGCUGAACGACAUUUUGUACAAGAACGCCUCUUUUCUCAACCUGGUGGACCCCAUCUCCCACGAGCUGCUGCUCAGCCUCGCCCGCGACCUGCAGUGUCCGAAAAGGGAGGCCAACUCGCUCAAGUCCACCAACAAGAUAUGCCGCCAGCUCAUUUACCACUUGACCCCUCACUCCAAGUGGAUGAGACAGAGCGUGCCAAGGAGGAAGUCUCAGGCCUGUCUGAAGACCACCCUGAAGAAGCAGCUUUCAGGUGACGUGGUGAACCUGUCUGGUAUCCCGCUGUCUGGACGCGACGUCCACCGUGUGGCCUUCUACCUCCAGAACAGCAUGGACGCGGUCUCGGCGGUGGACCUGAGCUUCACCGAGCUGCAGGACGAGAGUCUGCGCCUGCUGCUGCCCUGCCUCAGCUGCCUGCCCAAACUCACCACGCUGGCCGUCAACGGCAACCGCCUGACGACUGCCAUCUUGAAGGACCUGACGGAGACGGUGAAGGACCCCAAAAGGUUCCCCAGCCUGGCCUGGAUCGAUAUGGGCAACAACGUGGACAUCUUCACCGUCCCGCAGCCGCUGCUCGUGGCCCUGCGGCGCCGCUUCGGCUUGCGCAGCAGCCUCCCCACCAUUUACGAGUACAGCGAGGCGUUCAGGGGCUACAACCUGGAGACUUCUGUCGAGGAGCCCAGUCUGUACGAGGAGGGGGAGGCGGAGGAAGACCUCAGGGGGGAGGAGGAGGAGGAGGACAGACUGGAGCUUCAAGCCUGGGGCUUCCAAGAUGAAAACAUGUCGAAAAAUGUACCUCUCCACUUCUGUGGGAGGUGAUCGCCCAGGGCUGCUUCCUUUCAGACUGGCAGCUUCUCGUAUCCCCGAGUCUGGCCUGUUCUGUCAGCAGCAGAAGAUGCUGACGUUGACCCACACGUUUCUGAAAAUAACCUUCAAACGAGGAACUCCUGUGUGUCCCGACGGAUGCUCAGACUGCAGCAGACAGCUCUGUGCUUGUACCGUCAGUAAGAAUAAAUGUGUCGGACUGAUUUGACCUUCAUUUAUUCAUGGAAGUUCGGCUGAACAGGUUCAGGGUUUUCUGGUGAUUUGUGGUCUGAAAACUGGGGGAUUUCUGUUUCUGACACUGAAUCUUCCCAUUAUCUGUAACUGUCCUGUGGAGCAGCCAGAGAGAAAGUGCCUUUUAUAACGGCACGUCGGUUUAUAUAGUCCAUUUUGAUUCACACAAUAAAUACAUUUUUUGCUUGUUUUACGUCAAAAAACUCUCCACAAUCACAAAGCUCGUUCGGCUCAUUUCUUCUCUCAGUAUCAGAUGAUUGUUUACAGCUCACGAAAUUUCCGGUUAGCAUCUUAGCUUAGCUUCCUUCACGGUCGAGCUGGCUCACUAUACGUCACGGACAAACAUUAGCAAUUAGGUAAAUCAGAUCCAACCAUUUUAAGCUUCAACAGGCCACACCUCCAGCAAGAAAUCGCUUCUUAAUAGCCGAAAGUCCAGACCCUCUGUAUGAAGCAAAGCGUACAAGGCUUCUACUUUAAAAUUGAAUGGUAACAGUCCAAUUUUUUCUUAAUAAACACAUUUAUGUUUUCAAGUUAUUUUUUUUCAUUCAGUUUGCCUUCGUCAACUUCAGUCCUGCCAACAAAUUUCUCUGAUUUAAUAUCCAUCAGCUGUUUUUGCUUCGACAAGUGUUUUUAACCUAUAGGCGGCAGUGAGAUUUGUUUAAAAAAUGCUUCAAAUACAUGAUUUUUUUCAGGGUUUUUUAAAUAAUACGUCUGAACACAAACCAGUAAAAUCACACUGGAGCCUCAGAUAUUUGAAGAAAAUCUGUUUUGUGUUGUAUCGAUGCAGACCGAGAGGGAAGCCUUGUUGUGCUGCUCAGAAGCAGACGAACACGAUGUUGAAGCUGCUGAUGAACUGAUUACUGCCUCUGUCAGGCCUCGUUGUGCUCCUUCACUCACAGACGGUGACCAGAGAAUCUAUUUUUGUUGCUUAAAAAGUAGUUUAUCUCAAAGAAAAAAAAAGGUGUUUUAUAAUGAUUUAAUUUGUAAAUGUUGCUUAAAUGUCGCUCUUUUAUUUAUUUAUAAAUUCUCCUCAACACGACCACAGACAAACAGCUCCGUGUCCAUCACUUCUGCUGCCAUAUUGUGAGUAGUUUUAUGGAAAUUAAAAGCAAACACUGAGAGCCAACUCUGCAGCAGCUCACACUGUGUCCUGCCUACAAACAAUGCUUUGCUCUGUUCUAUUUCCAGGUUUUUAUUUGUUAAAAAGAAACAACCUGUUUUCUUGUUGUUGGUGUUUUUUUGGGGGGUUUUUUUGAGAACAAGAACACUUGAUUUGUGCGUUUGUGUACGUUUUUAUGAGAGGACAAUUAGAGUGUGUGUCUGUGUGUGUGUGUUGUGGACACGCAGAGUAAAUUACUACCUUUGAUCGCAGUAAUGAAAUGUUUGCUCAUUUGCACUUUAAGGACGACUCUGUCUCCGAAUACACAAGCUUUGGUUUUAUUGUGAGAUGUUGGCAUAAAAACAAGCUGCUCCGUCACACACAAACACACACACAUUCAAAACAAAUUGUCCCUCUGAACUUUUGUCAUUUGCAAGUAAAAUUAUUAAACUUUCUACAUUUUAUGUUGAUAAAUUUUGUUGUAAAUUUGCAAAGUUUUGAUUUUUUUGCUCAUGGGAUUCUGGUUCAUGUUUAAGGUGGAAUGGUGUUUGCUUAAAAAUAAACCUAAUUUGUAUAA